Messenger RNA from Lolium rigidum, 1052 nucleotides. RefSeq lists its product as uncharacterized. The transcript has 3 exons. The coding region runs from base 598 to 927 and encodes 109 amino acids. Lineage: Eukaryota; Viridiplantae; Streptophyta; Magnoliopsida; Poales; Poaceae. The record is from RefSeq and is a predicted model, not a curated record.
UCCCAGGUGAGAGGUGAGCAGCUCGAACUGUUUUCUUUUUGCUGGGUUGCAAUUCUCAGACUCGUACAGACAAGUUGGUUGUGUAUUGUGCACAGUUCUUAAAUACUUUUCUCUUUGGUCCAAGCCAAAUCAUGCAGUAGUAACUAACGGUACUAUGAUUUUAUAAAAUUUCAGCCAACAAAAUGUGCAGUUAUGCAAAUAUCACUUGUUAGUCCCAGUUCAUAAUCAAAUCACAGUACUGCAUGCUAAUGCACUACUACUAUAAACCGCAGCAUUAUCACUUAAAACUUUUGGUGAAAGAACUGUUUUAUCAGCCUAUGGUUGAAUAUUUAUAUUUUACAUCUUGCCAUCACUGGGAGCUCUUCAUAUUCAAGCAUUUAUUUUCUAACAUGUUCCAUCUCUUUCUGCACUAGUGUUGCAUAUCCUUGCAUCAUACAGUUAGCUAGUAUGAAUUUUUCUGAGUGUAUUUUUUUAUUGUAUUGAGUUCCACUUCUCAAGGACUUGGCUGAAUUAUACAAUUUUCAUGUACUUGUGGAGUUUUGGUUGUACAGUUGUCGCGAGAGCAAGAGAUUGCUCGUGAAGUCCUGUAAUCAGAUAAUGCUGAUGGCGAAGACGGUGGUGAGAUGGAUGAUGCCUUAUCUGCACCUGCGCCUGCUUAUCUCCAUUUCCAUUAGUUGGAUAUGUUUCUUGUGGCUUGAGCAUAGCCGAGGAUCUUGUAUCUGUGAAGGAAUGCAUAAAGCAGUUCUUGGUCAGGCUGCCGAUCUGCCAAUUCAUCGUGCCGAGGAACCUGAAUCUCCUAGCCAUACCUCUGUCAGUCUCACAGGAAAAGAGAAGAGCAGCCGUAAGCACGACCGUGUAGAUUGGACAAGAGAAGAACAGCCACAAAAAUGCUCCAAGUUGGUCUCAGUCGAGCCAAGGAGAGUGUAGUCUGAACCGAAGCGUGCAAUCGUCUGGGUGUAGUCAUCAAUAAAAUGUAAAACACUGAUAUGGUAUCAUAUGUAAUGCUGAUGGUGGUGGGUUUUGUUAACCAGGAACCUCUUCUGUGUAUUUUU